Brassica oleracea var. oleracea is the source of this 1521-nucleotide messenger RNA. RefSeq names its product putative F-box protein At3g58950. The record is from RefSeq and is a predicted model, not a curated record. The coding region runs from base 1 to 1521 and encodes 506 amino acids. Lineage: Eukaryota; Viridiplantae; Streptophyta; Magnoliopsida; Brassicales; Brassicaceae. Gene Ontology annotation, molecular function: protein binding. The transcript has 4 exons.
AUGGAUCUCAAAAGGAGGAAGAAUGGAAAGGAAAACGAAGUUGGAGGUGCAAUUAACAAAUUACCAGAGGAUCUACGUUGUCACAUCUUGUCUUUCCUCUCAACAAAAGAUGCAGCUUUAACAUCGGUUCUGUCCAAGAGCUGGCGAGAUUUGUUUACAUUAAUACCUAGUCUUGAUCUUGAUGACUCCACCUUUAUGCCUGAUGAAAGACCCGAAGAAUGCGAACGGACUAGUUUCAUGGAGUUUGUGAACAGAGUUCUUGCUCUUCACUCCAAUUCUCCCAUUACGAAAUUCUCUGUCAGAUGCCAUAAAGGUGUAGACAGCUAUCUUGUUGGGGACUGGAUAGUGAAAGCUCUGAGGCGUGGAGCAACAGAUGUUACCUUAAUAUUACUCUUCCCUUCGCGCCUACUAUACACAUGCACUCAUCCUAAUAUCUUCUUCCAUGGCCAAAACUUGAUUAAGUUAAAAGUAGGAUGUGGAGGACUCGGUCCAUUCCAACACAGUUUGUUUCGUGAAGACGUUAUCUUUACAAAACUUAGAACGUUGCAUCUCAAUUCCAUUGAUAUCAGUCGUCAUUAUGGAGAUGUCAUAUUUGCUCGGCUCCUAUCUAAAUGUCCCGUGCUUGAGGAGUUGAUUGUAAAUUGUAUAAAAUGGCACGGUUGGAAAUCGGGUGCAUCAGUGUCUUCCUCGACCCUCAAGAGACUAACUAUUGAUUGUGAACAUUAUUACCAUGAAUCGGACUAUAUGUUACGGCACGGUCCAGAUGAGGAAGAUAGUGAUAACCUUGGAGAGCCCCUGGUCGUACCCGCUCACUUUGGUACCCAGAAGCCUCGCUAUGUUUCAUUUGAUACUCCAAACCUCAUCUACUUAAACUACGCAGAUUUUGUUGCGUUGAACUAUCCGCUUGUCAAAUUGGAUUCACUCGUCGAAGCUAGGCUCGAUGUUGGACCGAACCAAGGUCAGAUGCGUGCAAGAGAUUCAGACGAAUUUCAAGCUCCUUGGGAUGCCACCAAUCUUAUCAUGGGAAUACAUAAUGUCCAAACCCUGCACUUAACUUCUGAUACGCUUGAGGUGAUUGCAGACUUUUGUAAGAUGGUUCCGGUAUUCCACAAUUUGAAUCAUUUAUCUAUUGAAAGUGACGAUGAACGAGGAUGGCAUGCCUUGCCUCUCUUGCUCAUCAACUGCCCCAGUCUACAAACUCUCGUCUUCCAUGGUCUGUACCACCGUGUCACGGAUGGAUGCGGAGAUGCUUGUGACUGUAUCUCUCCUUGGUCUUCUUCUUCGUGUUUAUCAUCUUGUCCUGUGAAGAUCUUGAAUAUAUUAAACUUUGGUGCAACUUGUGGAGAGAUGUCAUUAGUCAAGCAUUUCCUCAAGAAAAUGCCUUUGCUUGAACAACUGGCCAUCGUAUUAGACUUGGAUGCCUCCUUAGAGGAGGACUUGCAUCUCUCUCAAGUCUUCGAGGAUCUGAGGAUGGCCCCGAGAGCUUCACCAAAGUGCAAGUUGGAAGUCGUUAACUAUUAG